GGCUUCACGGAGCUAAUGGCUUGCUCCGCGCUCCUGCCUCCAAUUUUGAAAUUCUUUUGGUUUUUGUGAGAAAUCGAAAACAUUUUUUUAAUUAUACUGCGAAUAAUACUAAUAAUAUCAUUAAUAUACUUAUAAAGUAACGAGAUAAUCAUGACUUACAGUUCUACUCAUAGAUUUCUAUUAAGAUCAGUGGCUAGUUGUGGUGCACUCACUCUUGAAGAAACCAAAAGAUUGUUAAUAAACGCAUCAGCAUCAGAAGAAGAUUUCAUAAUUCAAGAUUUAAUAAGUGAGAUCAAUGAAAAAAUAAGACCAUUCCAACAAACAAUAAAAAUAGUUAGUGAUGAAUUUACCAACGAGGAGGUUGUUGUAUUCUUAUCCCUUGGAUAUGAUGAUGCUACAAAGUCACAGAACAUAUUUUCGGCUACGGAGUUGGAAUACUUCAGGAUACUGUUGGAGAAAAUAAUGACAACUGAAAGCAGACAAGUAACGAGUAUACAUGCAUUGAACUUAGUUAGCAAUAUGAAGUUGUCAUUCACCAAAACUGAUGCCCAGAGGCUCCUGAACACUUGGUGUAAAAUGCACUACUUGGUCAAAAAUGAUUCCAACUAUGCUUUAGGAAUUAGAGGAAUUUACGAAUUUGAGGGCUACUUACGUGAGAACUUACCAGACUCUAUUGAGGAGUGUUGUCUUUGUAAAAAUGUUGUGUACAGGGGCUACAAUUGUCCAGGGUGUGCAGUCGCUAUACACACUCGCUGUCUGAAUCGCUACUUAGAGAAAGUGGAGAAGUGGCCGUGCUGCAAGAUUGACUUUCAUGCUGAUCAGCUGGAGAGGCUUACUUCAGAAAGACUGACACAGAAUUUGACACAAACUCAAACAACCAUACAACAUGCAGAGGAGACAAUGUCUUCUGAAACUAUGAUGGAUGAUUCAGAGAGAGAAAUCCAUACACAAGAUAUUAUACCAGAGAUAUCACAGCGAGUCACUAGGAAGCGAAAGAGGAAUGUUGAAUAGGAAAUACAAGUACCAGAGAGAAACAAAAUACGCUGGUCACUGGACUGCUAAAUACGAAAUGGGAGGUAACCAGAAUCAUUUGUUAGUAGUUAGAAGAGUUGAUUUUGAUAUGUGUUUGAAUAAUGAUAAGUGUUU
Molecule: messenger RNA, 1146 nt
Organism: Aricia agestis (brown argus)
Lineage: Eukaryota; Metazoa; Arthropoda; Insecta; Lepidoptera; Lycaenidae
Gene: Nse1
Product: non-structural maintenance of chromosomes element 1 homolog
Exons: 6
Coding region: 151-1011 (286 amino acids)
Biological process (GO): DNA damage tolerance; double-strand break repair via homologous recombination
Cellular component (GO): nucleus; Smc5-Smc6 complex
Molecular function (GO): ubiquitin-protein transferase activity
Source: RefSeq, a predicted model, not a curated record